GCAUAUGCCUCCUCCUCUCUCUCCCAGCCUUGGCUUAAUUGGGACUUGACCCGCCUCAAUUUUGUCUUUUUUCUCAUCUAUUUAUCGGAUUAUCUAUUUCUUUCUCUUUACAUAUUGUACUAAACUAUAAGUGAAAGUAGAAAGAGGAAAAGAGGAAAACGGAGGAGAAAUGGCGCAGUCUUCCAAAUUGGUGGAAGAGAUGGUCGCACAAUUCCUGUCGAGAUUACCAUCUAAAGCAUUGAUGCGAUUCAAAUGCAUUCGUAAGUCGUGGUACAAUCUUAUAAAUAGUCCAAGCUUCGUGGCCCAGAAUCUUUUUAAUUCCAUGAACAACAAAUUCACCUCUUCCACUUGCAUCAUUGCCAAGCAUACUGUUCUUAAGGAUAGUAGCAUUACAGAUAGGAAUGAAAUUUCUACUAUCCUUGGGGAUGGACACUAUGAUAAGAAGCAAAUUUUGCUUUCAUCACUAACUCUUUGCGACAAUCUUGAUGGUGAUGACCAAGAGCUUUAUUGUAUUAUUGAGGACGACCUUAUUGUUCCUUUUCCUCUAUGUAGAAAUUCCUAUAAUUUUUAUAUUGCAGGUCAUUGUGAUGGGAUUAUUUGUCUUAGUUCAUUUCUUUGCAAUGAUAGGGAUAUUGCUUUAUGCAACCCUUCAAUCAAGGAAUUCAAUCAUCUUCCAAAAUCCUGUAUUCAUCUCCCCCCCAAAGAUGAAGAUGAUUAUGUACAUGAAUGUAACGUGGGAUUUGGCUAUGAUUCCAAAGCAAAGGUUUACAAGGUUGUUAGAAUUGUCGAUUUUUCUUCGUCACAUCCUCCAAGAGCAGAGGUGUACACCUUAGGUGCAGAUUGUUGGAUAGAGAUCAAGGCAUUUGUACUGGGAACUAUCAGCAGCCCACGUUCUUUACAUAUGCACUUUAAGGGAAUUUAUUAUUGGAGUGGGUUUAGUUAUAUUACGAGAGAGCUACAGUACGUCUUAUUUGCAUUCGACAUGAGUGAUGAGCUAUUUUAUUUGAUAUAUCUACCGGAGGCUGCAUUUGGAAUUUACUGUAAUCUUGCUGUGUGGAAAGAAUCCCUUCUUCUUAUCACCCAUAGAGAAGAAGCUCCUAAAUGUUUCGAUUUAUGGCUAAAUGAAGACUCUGAUUUUUUGAAAGGUUCAUGGACAAAAUACUUCACUAUCAAACCUAUAGAAGUUGAUAUUCCGUUAGUAUUUUGGAAAAGUAACGAGAUUCUUAUGGUGAAUGUUGAUCGACGUAUAGUUUCCUAUAACCUUGAUACCCAAACGCUCAAGUGUCUUCCGAUUCAUGGAGCAGAAGAUCCUUUAUGUAUUUAUGCUAUUAAUUAUGUAAAUAGCAUUAUUUCAGUAAAGAGAAACAAUAAACUCGAGUGCGUUGAAACUUAUAUCUAGCAAAAUAAUAAUUAAUUUAUGUACUGGUAGAGACCAACAAAAUAAUAACAAUUAAUUUAUGUAGGAGAAGAAUUAUUGUGAAA
Molecule: messenger RNA, 1482 nt
Organism: Rosa rugosa (rugosa rose)
Lineage: Eukaryota; Viridiplantae; Streptophyta; Magnoliopsida; Rosales; Rosaceae
Product: F-box protein CPR1-like
Exons: 1
Coding region: 170-1399 (409 amino acids)
Molecular function (GO): protein binding
Source: RefSeq, a predicted model, not a curated record